Messenger RNA from Anopheles stephensi (Asian malaria mosquito), 1906 nucleotides. RefSeq lists its product as uncharacterized. Gene Ontology annotation, biological process: regulation of tube size, open tracheal system; septate junction assembly. NCBI's taxonomy places the organism in Eukaryota, Metazoa, Arthropoda, Insecta, Diptera, Culicidae. Bases 191 to 922 code for a protein of 243 amino acids. The transcript is spliced from 4 exons. The record is from RefSeq and is a predicted model, not a curated record. Gene Ontology annotation, cellular component: membrane; septate junction.
AAAUUGCUCACCCAGAAAAGGGAGGAGCUUCUCACUAUUGGGUUCAUCCAUUCACACUGCUUAGUUGUGUUGACUGUGCGUCGUCGGUAGUUUUCUAUUACCCAGUGCCUAAUUUCUUUAAUUUGGUCCGCUUUUUUGUUGCAACACACAUUCCUGUUCGUUCCACAUUGCUGGUGUGCCUUCUGCCGCGAUGUCUUCGACGGUGGAAAAGAACGAGUACCCGAAAGCAUCCAAUGCACUGGUGCUGGGUGCAGUGUUGUCGUACGUCGCGGCCGUAUUUCUGCUAAUGAGCUUCUGCUCACCGUACUGGAUCGUAUCGUACCCGGAGUCGUUCAGCAGCUUCAAAAACAUGGGCCUGUGGGAGUACUGCUUCCGUGACUUUACCUACCCGUACUACCAAUUCCCCAAGCAGUUCAACGGUUGUCAUCAUAUUUUCAGCGAGGAGUACUACGUCAUCAGGGAGUACCUGCUGCCGGGAUGGUUAAUGGUGGUGCAAGGAUUCGUCACCAUUUCCUUUCUGUUCACGUUCGGGUCGCUGAUUAUCAUGGCAUGCGAGAUCGUCAGGUGGCCACUGAAGUUUGUGCUGCGCUACGAAUGGUUGCUAAGCAGCAUUUCGUUCGCCGGGAUAGCAUCCUCAUCUUUCUUCAUGUUCUUAGCAGUGGCCAUCUUUGGAGGAAAUGCAUAUCGGCGCGAUUGGCUCAUGUACCCAAAGUUCAACGUGCUUUCGUGGUCGUACGAGCUGGCCGUCGUUUCGUUUAUGAUUCUCGCUUUGGCCGCUCUGCUCCUGUACAAGGAAUCGCGCAAAUCGUACGAAAUGCGUCGCGAGGCAAAGAAUUUGGUCAUGCAGAUGCAAAUGCACGAACCGGGCUACCAUCCAUCGCACCAUACUAGCCGAAGUCUGCACAGCGGUGGUUAUAUCUAAGUGGAACCGCCACUCGCGUACACUAUCCAUCCAUAUCUGAUCGGUGUUCUACCUCUUGCGAAAACAGAAAAGAUUCCACAAAAUCAUAUCGACUUGUAUGUCUGUACUAUUGUGCACAUAGCUGAAAGUACCGUACGGUUUUUUGCACAACUAUACUGAAUUUUUGUAGUAAUCUCAUCCCCCUUUUCUCAACAAGUGCCCGACCAAUUGGAAUACUUCACAAGCAUCAUCGAACACGCCGUGGCCUUAUAUUAACUGUCCUUUUCGCAGAAAUCACGAAGCAUAGCUAAAUCACACUCCCCAAAAGGAGCAAGUGCCUCGAUGUAAUACAAAAAACGUACGAAAAAGCAAAUUAUACAUCGUCUAACCAUGUAACUGAAAUCGUAACUAUACGUGCAACUCGUAUCGUAAACCGUACACAAUCGUACGAAUGCUUAUAAGCGUAGCUAUCGGUACAUCCGUCCGUCCGUAGAUCUGUGUAUCUAAAUGUAUUUGUAGAGUUUAGGCAUUUUUUGAUGGUUUUACAUUCUAUUUUUUUUAAACUACAUUCUUUGUUGUAUAAAAAAAAGACACACCGGUUCUUAGUUUGUAAGCGUAAAUCGAGAAAGUAUUUUCGUUGGGUACAAAGCUUGCCCUUUCUUUCAACACAGAAUUUAGGUGAACCGUGUAAAGGGUAGGACAUCAUUGAAGAGCUAACUAAUCUCAAUUUUAUAUACAUAUGUAUUCUUUCUGCCGUCCAAUUUAACUUUAACUUGCUUUAAGUUUAGUAGCAACAAAAGCGACAACACAUUCCAUCAGCCUCAGUUCGUGGAGCAAACGAUGAACAUUUUGUUUUAAUAGAUCUGUUCUUUGAAAUGCACACGUAGGAACGGAAAAAAGGCACGAUUUAAAACGCGACAGCACAUCGAAAGAUGAGCUCCGACCAGAGCGCAGGGUAGUAAUGAUUGUUGUAUUCGAAAUAAAACUUUGAUAAAUAAAUGUAAA